Molecule: messenger RNA, 953 nt
Organism: Aedes albopictus (Asian tiger mosquito)
Lineage: Eukaryota; Metazoa; Arthropoda; Insecta; Diptera; Culicidae
Product: protein D2
Exons: 2
Coding region: 138-716 (192 amino acids)
Source: RefSeq, a predicted model, not a curated record
UCGUCGCAUAGGAACCGGAAGAGUGGCCCAAAUACAACACUCAUCCAACUCGACGUUCGCGGUGCUACUGCAGAAGCCCCCACUUCAGUUAGUCAAUUGCACUCGGGUGCUCCGGAGAGCAGUUCCGCCACCCGCAAAUGGCGGCGUCGGAGUUGGUUCGUGACUUCAAGAAUCAUAAAAUCGUUCCGGAUGUGAUUCCGGUACCGCCGGAGUCGCUGCUGCAGGUGACCUACCCCGGUGAGCAGAAGGUGAACCUGGGCAACAUUCUGAUGCCCAAGCAGGUCAAGGACUGCCCGGUGGUGCAGUGGCCGGUCGAGCCGAAGACAUUCUACACGCUGUGCAUGACGGACCCGGAUGCCCCGAGUAGGACCACGCCGAAGUUCCGCGAGUGGCACCACUGGCUGGUGGUCAAUAUUCCCGGGACGGAUAUCGAGCGCGGCGAUGUGCUGUCCGAGUAUAUUGGGGCGGCACCACCGAAGAAGACCGGCCUGCAUCGGUACGUGUUCCUGGUGUAUCAGCAGAACGGACGGUUGAGCUGUGGCGAGACGAGGCUGUCCAAUCGAAGCUCCCAAGGACGCGGCAAAUUUUCGAUCCAGAAGUUUUCCGAAAAGUAUCAACUUGGGAUCCCGGUGGCGGGAAACUUUUUCCAAGCGCAGUUCGACGAUUACGUGCCGAAGUUGUAUCGACAGUUGGGCCAGUUCCAGAAUGCUUUCUAGUGGUGCAGCAGCGUAAAUCAGUGUUCUAGUACCUAUCGACAUAGCCAAAUCUUGAUGAACGUUGCGUGACAAGGUACGCGCGCCCUUCCAGCGUAGCGUAUGUAGCAUAUAUCAGCUGCGCCGUGCAUGUAGUGUCAAUUGUUGUUACGAGUUAUGUUUGGAAAGAGUAUAGUUUGGCGUUCAAAUAAAAUUGAUGUUCGUAUCGAGGUGCCUGGUGGUAUGCAAAUUUUAUUGAAC